AUGGCAGCAACGGCGACACGGCAGAUCGCGUUCAUCCUCUCGCUCGUCGCCGCCUCCGCCCAUGUCGCCAUAGGCACUACGCCCGUCAUCAACGCCACAUGUGCCGCGGUCUCCCACAACUCCACCAAGCAUACCGAGUACGCCUAUUGUGUGGGUGCCCUCUCGGCGGACCCGGCGGCUUCGUCCGCCACCGACGCCCGCGAGCUAGCGGCCGCUGCAGUGAACCUCACCGUCGCCAACAUCACAGACACCAAGCACAUCAUCUCCGACCUCCUCAUGAAUCUCGGAGGAUGUCUCCAAUAUUACGGAGAGAUGAACGAUAUUAUGUCCCGCGUGCUUGACGACAUCCGCGCUGGGCACGUCGCCGAAGCCUCCAAGAAGCUCUUGGGAAUGGUGAACGAUGACUUGAGCAGUUUGUGCGACCUUAUCUUAGUAGAGGGAUAUGCAAAGAGGGACCCUAUACGUCUGGAGAACCAAAACGUCUACCUCGUGUCUGCCAUGGCAUCCGACAUCACGGAGCUGCUGCUGCGCUCACAAGCAUUACCACCCGAAGUUUCAAACUGA
Molecule: messenger RNA, 564 nt
Organism: Lolium perenne
Lineage: Eukaryota; Viridiplantae; Streptophyta; Magnoliopsida; Poales; Poaceae
Molecular function (GO): enzyme inhibitor activity
Source: RefSeq, a predicted model, not a curated record